AUGGCUCCUAUUAGUGUUGGUUCUUUGGUUUAUGGGUACCAAGCCAUCGAUAUUAUCGCAUUUCGCCUUGGCUUAAAUCUAGAUCCUGUGCAUCUUAUCGCUGAUAUUGCUAUUAUGCCUAGCUGCACCGUUGACAAUGCGCCUGAACUUGGUAUCCGGAUAUUCGGCAGGCCUGGCCCUGCAGGGUUCAGGCUUGACCCAAAGUUUGCUGAAUACAUUCGGCACCAUGUGGCAGUCGGAAAGCUGCAUUUCACCAACUGCACCAGCGCUUUCGUAGCCGCAAAAGCAGGUGUUCUAAAUGGCAGGGCGGCAACAGUCAAUCACGUUAAAUACAAAGAGGUAAAGAAGCGACAACCUUCGGAAAAGUAUAGUACAGAACUUUUUACUGCAGCUGCUAUGGGCCUUAAAUAUGAACCGAGGAACAGCGAGGGGAUACUAGACAUCAUUCCUAAGAGGUAUGACCCUUCUGGAAAGCAGAUCUCUAUGUAUGUCUUUAAAUAUUACGAAUCUUACUAG
Molecule: messenger RNA, 516 nt
Organism: Fusarium oxysporum Fo47
Lineage: Eukaryota; Fungi; Ascomycota; Sordariomycetes; Hypocreales; Nectriaceae
Product: DJ-1/PfpI family protein
Exons: 3
Coding region: 1-516 (171 amino acids)
Source: RefSeq, a predicted model, not a curated record